Messenger RNA from Artibeus jamaicensis (Jamaican fruit-eating bat), 1947 nucleotides. RefSeq names its product interferon related developmental regulator 1 (gene IFRD1). Lineage: Eukaryota; Metazoa; Chordata; Mammalia; Chiroptera; Phyllostomidae. The transcript has 12 exons. Gene Ontology annotation, cellular component: nucleus. Bases 1 to 1350 code for a protein of 449 amino acids. The record is from RefSeq and is a predicted model, not a curated record.
AUGCCGAAGAACAAGAAGCGGAACACUGUCCACCGCGGUGGCGGUGCUGGCGGCGGCUCAGGGGCAGCGGCAGCGACGGCGGCGACAGCAAGCCAGCACCGAAACGUGCAGCCAUUUAGCGACGAGGACGCGUCCAUCGAGACCAUGAGCCACUGCAGUGGCUACAGCGACCCUUCCAGCUUUGCUGAGGAUGGACCAGAAGUCCUGGAGGAGGAAGGAAGUCAGGAGGACUUGGAGUACAAGCUGAAGGGACUCAUCGACUUGACCCUGGAUAAGAGUGCGAAGACACGGCAGGCCGCGCUGGAAGGUCUCAGAAACGCACUGGCUUCAAAAAUGCUUUAUGAAUUCCUUCUGGAGCGAAGGAUGACUCUCACUGACAGCAUCGAGCGCUGCCUGAGGAAAGGGAAGGGUGAUGAGCAGCGUGCAGCGGCGGCCCUGGCGUCUGCACUCUGUGUCCAGCUUGGCCCCGGCAUUGAGAGUGAAGAGGUUUUGAAGACGCUUGGACCGAUCCUGAAGAAAAUAAUCUGCGACGGAACAGCCAGUGUGCAGGCCAGGCAGACUUGUGCCACUUGCUUCGGCGUGUGCUGCUUCAUCGCCACCGAUGACAUCACAGAGCUGUAUGCCACCCUGGAGUGUUUGGAAAACAUCUUCAGCAAGUCCUACCUCCAGGAGAAAGACGCCAACCUGGUUCGCAGCAGCCCGAACACUGGGCUGCACAUCAGCUCGCUUCUGGCCUGGACGCUCCUGCUGACCAUCUGCCCCAUCAGCGAGGUGAAGAAAAAGCUAGAGAUGCACUUCCGUAAACUGCCCGGCCUGCUGUCCUCCGAGGCCGUGGACCUGCGCAUCGCCGCCGGGGAGUCGCUGGCACUGCUGUUCGAACUGGCCCGAGGGGUGGAGAGUGACUUCCUCUGUGACGACAUGGACUCUCUGACUCAGAUGCUCCGGUCCCUGGCCACAGACGGGAAUAAACACCGGGCCAAAGUGGACAAGAGGAAGCAGCGCUCGGUGUUCAGAGACGUCCUACGGGCGGUGGAGGAACAGGAUUUUCCAACAGAAACCGUUAAAUUUGGCCCUGAGCGCAUGUACAUCGACUGCUGGGUGAAGAAGCACACCUACGACAUGUUUAAGGAGGUUCUGGGCUCCGGCCUGCAGUACCACCUGCAGUCCAAUGAAUUCCUUCGCAAUGUGUUUGAACUCGGACCCCCAGUGAUGCUCGAUGCGGCAGCGCUUAAAACGAUGAAGAUCUCUCGUUUCGAAAGGCAUUUACAUAAUUCCGCAGCCUUCAAAGCUCGGACCAAAGCUCGAAGCAAAUGUCGUGAUAAGAGGGCAGAUGUCGGAGAGUUCUUCUAGAUUUUCAGCAUUCGAAGACUACUUUCUAAUUUCCAGUUUCUUUUCUUUUGUAAUUUCUAAUGUAUUUAAACUCUAGACGGUUUUUAUCUUGGGUUGACAUGGAUAGCUUUUGUAGCAGGGGUUAUAUCACUUAUAAUUUAAUGUAUAAUAGUGCAAAUGAUGAGUUCUAAUGGUCUCUGUGAGUAUCAGUAAACCAUGAACAAAGUGUAAUGUUUUCUAUUUAUGAAGAGAGCAACAAUAUGGUAUUUCAUGAUAAGAAAACUAUUAGCCAAGAUGAAAUAUACUGUGGUUGUCAGAUAUAUUGAUUUAAUGAUACAGAUAUUACAACGUAUUUAAUUUAGGGUCUUAGACCAGUGAGACAGAUACAAUUUUGGGAGCUAUUUCUUCUGGAAAAGCUGCUGUGGUUUUAGUUGGGUCACUUGGAUCGACGAAGGGGAUUCUGCCGUAAGACCUUGCAGCCGUGCCUCCGGCCACCCCGGGGGAGCCCGAGCACCGGCCAGGAAGGGCGCGAACCCCGACCUCUGAGGGCCGUAACACUAGUUCAUCUGUUGUGAGACCUGUGCUCUUUGUUUGAAAUAAAGAUCUUUUCACACUAAA